This is a messenger RNA of Argentina anserina (silverweed cinquefoil), 723 nucleotides long. RefSeq names its product pentatricopeptide repeat-containing protein At4g02750-like. Gene Ontology annotation, molecular function: protein binding. The record is from RefSeq and is a predicted model, not a curated record. The coding region runs from base 1 to 723 and encodes 240 amino acids. NCBI's taxonomy places the organism in Eukaryota, Viridiplantae, Streptophyta, Magnoliopsida, Rosales, Rosaceae. The transcript is spliced from 4 exons.
AUGAUAAUUGGGUACUGUAAGGAGGGUAAGGUGGAAGAAGCUAGAGAUUUGUUCGAUGAAAUUCAGUUCAAGGAUGAUGCCUGUUGGAAUGCUAUGCUAACGGGCUAUGCACAAAGUGGCAGGGGAGAGGAAGCACUGGAGCUACAUUUACAAAAGCUCAAGAUUGGUUUACAUCCGGACAACUGGACCCUUGUUUCUGUUCUUAUGGCCUGUUCUACUCUUUCAUUACUGAAGGAUGGAAGACAAGCUCAUCUGCUCAUUAUUAAACACGGCUUCGAAUCAAAUGUUUCCAUAUACCUUGUCUCAUGGAACACCAUUGUUGCUGCAUUUUCUCAGCACGGUCUCUAUGGGAAGGCUAUUGCUUUUUUCAACCAGAUGAGGCUGAGUGGCUUUGAACCAGAUGGCAUAACAUUUCUCAGUAUCUUAUCUGCUUGUGCUCGUGCGGGAAAGGUGAAUGAGAGCACAGAUUUGUUCGAAUCAAUGGUCAAUAGUUAUGGUAUUUCUCCCACGCCUGAGCACUAUGCUUGCUUGGUUGAUGUAUUGAGUCGAGCAGGUCAGUUAGAGAAAGCUUGCAAGAUGAUCCAAGAGAUGCCAUUUAAAGCAGACUUUGGGAUAUGGGGUGCUCUUCUUGCAGCUGCCGGAAAAUGGAAUGAUGUUGUUAGAGUAAGGAGUUUGAUGAGAGAGCAUGGAGUCAAGAAGGAAAAGGCAUACAGUUGGACAUAG